AUGUCCAAGCAUCGUGGACGGGAUCAAAAACGUGAGCCUCAAGAGCCGCAACGGCUGCUGCAGAUGCACCAGAGCUAUGCGCAGCUUUGGUCGCCUCCUUUGCCCAGAGUGACUGAACUGCGGUCUGCGGGGCCAGCAACACCGCCUCGGGUAUACGUUGCAGCUCGGAGCACUUCAAUGCCUGCAGCUCACGAUAGAGGUUAUGCUUUUUUGACGUCAUGGUCACCGAGUCUAUCUCAUCUAAGGCGGUUCACGCCUCAGCGAGGCUGGAGACAGCCCACACGUCGUUUCCAACGGACUUGCUCCGGGGCUGGGCGCCAGUACCAGACCGCUCGUCAGCGUCCUGAGCGGCACGGAGCACCACAGCUGAGCGCUAACGUAGACGAUGGAGCAGCUGCAGUUGCUACUGCAGCUCCGGAGAUACGCACAGCUUUUGACGCACUCGUCAUAGGUUCCGGGAUUGGUGGACUGGUCACAGCGACGCAGCUGGCCCAGAGAGGCGCCAAAGUCGCUGUAUUUGAGCGUUAUUUGAUUCCAGGAGGCUCCGCUGGUUUUUUUCGGCGCGGUGGCUACACUUUCGACGUGGGAGCAUCCAUGAUCUUUGGCCUCGGAGAACAGCCUGGCUCCACGAACCUGCUAACUAAGGCACUCGCUGCAGUUGGCGAACACCUGGAAACCAUCCCCGACCCGGUACAGAUUCAUUACCAUUGCCCUGAUCCUGUGCUGCAACAUCUCCUUGUCUAUCGAGAUGAAAAGCGAUGGCUGCAAGCGCUCACGGAGCGCUUUCCUGCAGAAAAAGAGGGGAUUCAUCGUUUCUACGGCGAGUGCUGGCAAGUGUUUCGAGCACUCAAUGCAUUGGAGCUGCGCUCUCUCGAGGAGCCUCGUUACCUCUUGCGAGUUUUUCGCCAAAAUCCUGGUGCUUGUUUCACGCUCCUGCGCUACCUCGGGGUCAAUGUCGGUACGAUCGCUCGCAGGCACAUCCGCGAUGAGACCUUGCUCCGUUUUAUCGAUAUUGAUUGUUAUGUAUGGUCGGUGAUGCCCGCGGAUCGCACCCCAAUGAUCAAUGCCGGUAUGGUCUUCUGUGAUCGCCACUAUGGAGGCGUCAACUACCCUCGUGGCGGUGUAGGCCAGAUUGCCCAGCGGCUUGCUGCAGGUCUCGAGAGGUGCUUUCCAGGCUGCAAGGUCUUUUACGGUGCUCGUGUGACCGAGAUAGAGAUGAUGUCGGAUCCUAGUGCUCCAGGUGGCAAACGAGCGGUAGGCGUUCGGCUCGCGGAUGGCAGGCGUUUUCGAGCCAGAGCUAUUAUUUCGAAUGCAACACGCUGGGACACGUUUGGCCUUGAGCCAGAGACGGUGCAGGAAGUGGCUAGUGCGACCACCGCAGCGCAUGCCUCGCUUCCGGUAGCAGCAGCGGUCGUUGCUGACACACCAACACGCGGCAGCGUCGCGGACAACUCGGGAACGGUAUUAGAAGCGCUGCUGCCUCAGAAGAGCCGUUCGUAUGAACCUGCCGUAUCGCCGGAAUUUUCAUCACCCACGACGACAGUUUCUUCGCAUGAUCGCAAGACUGGAGAGCACUUUAGAGCUGCUGCAGCUGUUUCUGGAGCAGGCGCGCAAGAGUUUAGGCCAGGACGACGGGCACUCGUGAACGCUGAACACGUUCCGGAAAUAGAGCGUCUCUGGUCGCAACUCUACGUGAAAGCACCUUCUUUCCUGUCGGUGCAUAUCGGCGUUAGGAGAGAUGCGCUCUCAAAUAAGGAUGGCAACCUCGAGGACUGCCAUCAUAUCAUUCUGGAGCGCUGGGAGGAUAUGGAGACAGCGCAUGGCGCGCUGGGCACGCUGUUUGUUUCGAUACCCACAGUUCUCGACCAGAGCGUUGCCCCCGAGGGCCGCCACAUCUUUCACGUCUUUACGCCAUCGUGGAUGGAGGAGUGGAAACAUUUAUCGCCGACCGCGUACCGGGAGCAGAAGGAGCGCUAUGCGGCGCGACUGUUGGAGCGUCUCGAGCCCCAUUUUCCUGGACUUGCUGCAGGCAUCGAGGAAAUGCAUGUGGGGACGCCUCGCACGCACCGGCGUUUUCUAGGUAGGCAAGACGGAACCUACGGUCCAAUGACGCAUCGCCUGCUUCAAGGCUUAUUCACGAUGCCUUUCAACUGUACUGCAGUGCGUGGUCUGUACUGCGUCGGUGAUAGCUCGUUUCCCGGCCAGGGUCUCAAUGCGGUAGCGUUCAGCGGUUUCGCUGCUGCGCACCGAGUCGCUGCCGACUUGGGCCUGGAGCCGCGUUUACCGAAGUUCAUUGACGAUUGGCUUGUUGACUUGAUUGCGAUCAAGCGCGUGAACUGGUUUAGUCGCAGAAUGCUUCGCACUUGA
Molecule: messenger RNA, 2367 nt
Organism: Cyanidioschyzon merolae strain 10D
Lineage: Eukaryota; Rhodophyta; Bangiophyceae; Cyanidiales; Cyanidiaceae
Product: probable carotenoid cis-trans isomerase, CrtH
Exons: 1
Coding region: 1-2367 (788 amino acids)
Biological process (GO): carotenoid metabolic process
Molecular function (GO): oxidoreductase activity
Source: RefSeq, a predicted model, not a curated record